Messenger RNA from Paramuricea clavata, 27510 nucleotides. The record is from the annotation of a GenBank genome assembly. NCBI's taxonomy places the organism in Eukaryota, Metazoa, Cnidaria, Anthozoa, Malacalcyonacea, Plexauridae.
CUUGACUCUUUAGUCUUGACGUGUAUUUCUUCGCAGAUAAAGCAAAAAGGUUGAAAGUCAAACAACCGACAUAACUACAGUUCAAAAUUAUCGAGAGCGUUAUAUGUCCAUAAUAUAAUGUAUUAUAAUCUACUUGGUAAGUUUGUAUCAUUAUUGUGCUAUAAGUAUAAUUGUUAUGUUUACAUAUAUUGGACAUAUUGCGGUACAAGACUAUAAACAACGGUUGAGAGUUAGAAUAACAGAGCAAAAGUGAAACAAUAAUACAUAACACAAAGUGGUAUCUAUAUUGGUAUUUCUACUAUAUACAUUCCUACUAUAUAUAUUACUGCAUGUACGGUCACUAUAGAGGACUGCAAGGCAUUCAGCAUGGUUGUGCAGAAUAACUUCUCUUGGUCUUUGUCAAGGGUGGGUAUAGUAGGAAAGUAGUUCGCUACUGUAGUGAAUUACAAUUUUCAAGUAUAUUAUGCUGAGUAUAGUUUUUGACUACUUUUUUAAAACAGCAUAGUUGUAGCUGUCAGUGGCGAACAUGACAUUUUUUCAGUAGCGAAGUGGUUGAUUAUUUUUCAACCAACAACCGCUUUUCAAAUUUUUCAUUAAUUUAUUGGAAGCGUACAAACAGGAUAUGGUAUCACGGCAAAUCUCAUACCGGCAGGGGCGUAGCUAGAGGGAGGUGUGGGAUGUGGGGUGUGGAACAACCCCAUUCUUAACAAAUUCGGCAAAUGUCCGCUAGACUCGGCAAAUUGCUUUCUGAUUUAUCGGGAAAUUGUUUCGUGAUGAGCGAAAAUAUUUAAGUGGUUCGGAAUAAAAAGUAAUAGUUAUAUAAAAAAUGUUACUAAAUUUACGAAAAAUUACGGAAAAAUUAAAGGUAACAAAUAACGAUAUGUCCGGAAAAACUGUUCGUAUCUCGGGAGAAAAAUACGAUAUCUCUGGAAAAAUUUUUUGUAUUUUCGGACUAGAUAGAUAGAUAGAUUGAUUGAUAGUUUUAUUAAAUGAUUAACUUUGCAGCCCAAGGGCUGAAUUGUGUUAACUAUUACAAAAAUAAGCCCCAAUCGCUAUUACAUGGUGUACUAGACUAAUAAAUACUUUAAAUUUAAUUAUAUCUUAAAAUUUUAAUGAUAGAUUCUAUUUCAUGGAAAAGUUUGUCAGUAAAUCUUUGUCUUCGUGUACUUAAUUGCUGAAGGCCGGCAACACUAAGUGCCUCAUCAUAUGCCUCACCUUUAUCUUCACAGGAAGCCUUAGCUCUGAUAAGGGUUAGAACGUCUACCUCUACCAGGUAUUUUUUUAAAGCCAGCCCUUGAUUUUGUUUUAAUUGAUACUUUAGGAAACUCAGAACGAGUUAGGGGUUGGAUUUCAAUGGUCGCAUGAUCUGAAAGACCAAAUGGCGACAGUUUCUUCGGUUUUUGGUAGUAACUACCUAUAUUCGUUAAGAUUAGAUCCAAUAUGUUUUGACCUCUGGUGGGGAAUUUAACCGAUUGUUUAAGUUUAAAACUGUUUUGAAGUCUGGACGUUUUCAGUUUGUUGAAGUCGCCAAGAAUUAUAGUUCCACUACUCGGGAAUCGAGUUUCGAUGUUAACAAGGUAAUCGUACAAAUAAUUUGACAUCAUUGAAUUAUCGGCUUUAGGUGGAUGGUAAACAAUACUUAGGAUAAUGUUAGAUAUUCCUCUCGGAAGGCGCGGUGGAUUUAGUAUUAGCCAGAUUACUUCCAAAUUUUCAUUCGAUAGAUCUUCCAGGAUUUUAAAUCGAAUUGUUUUCUGAAUAUACGCACAGACGCCGCCAUGAAGACCUUCUGCUCUAUCUCGUCUUACUAAGGUGUAAUUGCUGAUACUAACUAUAUUGUCAUGGAUGUGGUCACGAAGCCAAGAUUCCGUUAUACAAAUAAUAUCUGGGUUGGUUGUGGUCGCUACAUUACGAACCUCGUCGAUUUUUGGGACCAGUGACAUAACGUUUGAUAAGAUGAUAGAUGGGACAAAGACGUUGGGUGAGCCAGUUUUCGGUAACUUGGAGGAGGGAGUAAUUGGGAUAUGUGGGGAGAAGUUUUCCAGCUUCAGUGAACUGGAGGUCUUGUCGAUAGAGACAGAAGUGAUGGGAGUCUUGUCGGGUCUAGGGGUUUUGGUACAGGUGGUACUAGAAAAUUGUGAUGGAACUGUGGUGGGUACUGGAACUGUAAAAUCGGGAAGGGGCAUGGGCGUACGGGAAGGAAAAAUUAGGGGGCGGAAAGAAAUUUGCCCGACUUUUUCGGAUUGUGCCCGAGUUGUCAAAAAAAAUUUUCCGGAGAAACUUUCCAAAAUUGUUGUCGACGAGUGGGGGGGAGGAGUGAUUACGAAAAAUUCCUAUUAGAUAGCAUAUGUCCCACAAAAUUGACAGAAUUUCGCACAAAAUUGACAGAAUUUGUCCCAUUUAUUUUUAUAAUAAGCCAAUAUUGCCCGUCUGUGAAGCGAAUAUUGCCCGACUGGCUUUGUUUGCCCAACAAACUGGGGGGACUGCCCCCCCCCCCCCGCCCGGUACGCCGCAUGGGAAGGGGGUAUGAAACAUCGAAUGAUGGAACGGGGGAAAAUAGUUCGGAUUGGGGGGGGGGGGGAAAGGAAAUUGGUUCCCAUGGAGAUGUGGCAUUUUGGAGGGGGGAGGCCUUUUUUCUUUGGGAGGAUUUUUCUGAAAUUCCGAUUCCUAUGCGGUAGGCAGGACAUUCUUAUGCGAGAAGUCACAUCUAGAGCCCUUCAAACAAUAGCCUUGCCUUUUCAAAAAAGGGCACGGUACCAUGGCUUUAUUUUUUUUAAAGUUGGAGGUUCUAACUUUUCUCGUAUUGUUUAGAGGCCCAAGGUGGUCUGAAGAAUAAACAGGGGUAUCGUUUGGUGGUGCAACUUUAGGUUCAACAUUCUGCGAUGUAGGGGUUGGAGUGGUUGGACAGCCAUGUUUAAGUUUAUUAAGUUCAGUAGAAACUGCUGAUUGGGAUUUAUUUUCUAGUUUAUUGUGGGUGAUGUUAAUAUUUUCACUGGGAUUAAUUAAAAUAAUAGAUUCAUUCUUUGGGAAAAUUUUUUCCUCCAAUUUAGCUACGCGUGAUUCCAAAUGCAAAUUAAUGACAUCGGUCAAUUUACAUAUUUCCUCUUUGUUUUCAUCGAUGAUUUGGGUCUGCUCUGUAAUUUUAUUUAUCAAAGAUGCCAAUGUGAACUCGAUAUUUUCCUUUAACUUAUUAAACUGUUCCUCUAUAGAAGCCACACUAUCUACAGUUCGCAACCUGAAAGGGGUUGAACUGUCGAUAGAUUGCGGAAAGGAUAUUUUGCCGUUUUGUGGGAACGCAUUUUGAUGAUCUAUCAAUAAAACCUUGUAGUUCUUCCAGUGUUGAGCAGCCAGAAGUGUUCGUCUGCGUAGAUUCUUUCGCUGUACUCAUUUUAAUAAGUAGAUUUUCUAAGCUAUCUCCCACUUUACCUUUAAAAGACAGCAUGCCCAAGUCAGAGUUCCACGUGAGAAUUAAGUCAGUGUUAGAGCUCGUAAAUUUCGAAUUCUUGUAUUUGCCACCACUCGACAACCACUUGCCAGAUUGACAAAUAACACAUUUUAUAAAUAUCUUCAAGAUUUCGAAAGAAUCUACCCACUUGAUCCGCUUACCAUCAUAGAUAAAGCACUUCUCUUCUUUAUAACGAGUCAUUUCAACCAGAUCCCAGUCGAAAGGGUUAAUUUGGGAACAAUUAACAAAGCUACUCAAGACUGGACCAUCCGCAUUUUGCUGUCUAAUAUACAAAACGACUAAUUAUGAUAUGACCGGAAAAUGUUUUGUUUGUCCUGAAAAAAAAUUUUAUGUCUGGAAAAAAUUUUCGCCAACAUUUUUUGGGGAAAAAUAUUAAUUAGCGACUGAAAUAUUAUCGGCAAAUUAGAUACUACCCGCCCCCCUUUCUUUAUCCUCUUAGCUACGCCCCUGCAUGCCGGCACUACAUACCAAAGCGUGCAAAUUUUUUGUUCUCUUAAGUCGUGUUUACACUACAAGCCUUGGCCUAGGCUUGGCCAGGCCAAGGUAAAUGUGGCGCGUUUACACCAUUAUACUAUUUUUUUGAGAUUGGCUCAUUUUGGCCUAGAAUUUUGUAAUUAAUUUUGUGUAUUUUUAUGUGUUGUGACGUUGUCCGCUGGUUGUCGGCUUAUCUCUUACUAUGGACACACGUUGCCAUGAAAAUGAGGCUCAGACCAGGGCCGAAAGUGUUUACAUUCCCACAAGCCUAGGCCAGGCCUAGGCCACCGGUUGUAGUGGGCCCAGAAUUCCUAGCCUAGGUCAGGCCAAGGCCAGGCCAAAGUCUGUUUACACUGUCAAAAUGUAGGCCAAGGCCAGGCCAAGGCUGGUAGUGUAAACACGACUUUAGUCAACCACCUAGUUACAUUGCCAGUGCUUAAUUAUAGCCUCCUAAUCUCGUUGUAACAGUAUAAUGAUAACAGGCUAACAGUUAGCCUCGUCACAUUUUGUUGGUUUCCACGUGGGGCGUCAAACCAUUAAAAUUAUUUACAAGAAAAUGUACAGAAAUUAGGUGUGACCCGUGUAUUAUAUUAUAUUCCAGUGUGGUUGCACGAUGAUCAUUUUGUUUAAUCUCUUUCUCGCCACAGGCCAUACGCGUCGAUCCUGAGCGAUCGACGGCUAUAAAUUUCAUACCUUCGGUUCAGUGCAUGCUAUGAAGACAGAAAUACCACCAAUCGAUUCAGAAAUAAAAGAUAGACUAGUUCCAAACGAUAGUUAUAGUCAUUAUUAACAUUGUAACGAUUUACGGGCCUUUGAAAGUCAAACACGAUAAUAUUGUAUCAAAUUACGCAAUUGUCUGAACAAAAUAUUACGAUGGCCGAGAAGGGCCAUGACUGUAAACACUCGCCGUUUUUUUACCAUUACACUCGUCGUUUUUUUCCCUUCAAAAUUACACUCGCCGUUUUUUUCUUCAGCAUUACACGCGGCGUUUUUUUCAGUUAUGAUGCAAUAAUUACACGCGACGUUUUUUCAAUGCAAUAUUUAUACACGCGACGUUUUUUCAAUGCAAUAAUUACACGCGACGUUUUUCCCAAAAAUUACACUCGCCGUUUUUUUAGAGUUACGUUUUAAACUGAGGGUUUCACUUCGGACGAAGAUGGGAGCAAUCAUUUAAGGUUAUGUGUGUUUCAUCAGAACUAAAACUCAUGUAAAUACAGUACACAUGUGGCCAGACAUCAAGUUUGCAUAUCACGCUGAAAUAUGGCUUCUGCAGUAAACAGUAAAUUAUUGAUUACGCGAUGCUGUAAAUCCCAAAAUCCGAGAAUAUGGUAGGUCGUUUGUAGCUUGCUUCAGUCGCUGGCUAUAAAUCAAGUCUGUACGUCGAAGUAUUUAGCGUAAUUUUGCCACUUGGUUUUAGUUAGUGACCAUUAACUAACUAGGAUACCGCACUGUCUAUAGCCACUAGAAACAAACGAAAAUGCAGAAUAGGAAGUAACUUACACCAGGCAAACACUACACGAUAUACCGUGUUCUGCAACCAGCAAUCGAGGCAAACUGCAAACGACUACCAAUAAUCUCUGAUUUUGCGAUUUGAAGCAUCGCGUAAUAGAUUCAACUGUUUACUAUCGAACCCAUAUUUCAACGGGUUAUGUAUUAAAUCGGAUAUACAAAGUUAGUAAGGCCAUGAAAUUUCACUUUCAGUCGGUUAUGAAUCAAUGAUUAAUGCAUUGUUUUCAAAACACACAAAGCUUCUGUUUAUAUAGUUUGGAAAACACAAAAGAAACCAAUGCAUUACAGUAUAUAUUCAUAAUUAACUGACUGAAAAGUGAAAUUUUCUACUCAUGUAUUUACAUGAUUUUUAGUUUUGAUGAAACACACAUAACCUUAAAUGAUUGCUCCCAUCUUCGUCCGAAGUGAAACCCUCAGUUUAAAACGUAACUCUAAAAAAACGGCGAGUGUAAUUUUUGGAAAAAACGUCGCGUGUAAUUAUUGCAUUGAAAAAACGUCGCGUGUAAUUAUUGCAUUGAAAAAACGUCGCGUGUAAUAUUGCAUUGAAAAAACGUCGCGUGUAAUAUUGCAUUGAAAAAACGUCGCGUGUAAUUAUUGCAUCAUAACUGAAAAAAACGUCGCGUGUAAUUCUGAAGAAAAAAACGGCGAGUGUAAUUUUGAAGGGAAAAAAACGACGAGUGUAAUGGUAAAAAAAACGGCGAGUGUUUACAGUCAUGGCCCUUCUCGGCCAUCGUAAAAUAUAGACUAGCCAUACCUUUCGCUGAAAAUAACUUCGGCCCCUUCGCACAUAUCGUCUUUGUAAUAGUCUUGUUCGAAUCCCCAUCAAAAACACUAUUUAGAGUGUUAUUUGCAAGGCUGCAAGCCUGUAUCUUCAAAUCUGUAUCUUUUAUCAGUAUAUUUCCAUUUCUUGUCCGACUGUGAGCUCGAAGUGAGUUAAUCCCAACCGGAAAUACGUCUGAAAACCGUCAAAACAAUGCGACGUUUGUAUCAUAUGACCCUGGAAAGGCCAGAAAUGGAUUCGCAAGGUCAAAUUGCACCUACACGCGUGAGUUUGACGUCAUACCGGCCAACAGGAGCUUCUUAUUGGCCAAUUAUUGCGCAAUGUUCGCAAGUGCGAGUAAAACCCGAUAUCUUGAAAAAUUCAAAAUAAAUAUUUCUAGUCGGCGUAUACAUACGAAACUUUCUACACGAAAGCGCUUGGAUACAAAGAGUAUUUUACACAUAUAGCCGUUCAGAAAAUGACGAAAAGUUCAAGAGAUAUUCAAGAUAUUGUAGAUAUAAAAUCUAGAAUCUUUGGCCAAGCGGUGAGUAAAUAUAUGAUGGUUUCGGUUUGUGUAAUGCUCUGACGGCACUUGACCCCCCGUUCGAAAGGUUAUUUUAUUAGGAUUUCAAUGGUGGCUUUUAUUUACAAGGGGGGUAAAUACUCGCCGAGAUAUUUAUAUUAGAAAAAUUGUGUCGUAAUCUGAUGCGAAAGGGAAACCGGCUUAAAUCCACGUAUUUCCGGGUGUAUUCGUGUAUCAAAAUAAAAAGUUCGUCGCGAGUCAACUUUUUGGCGUACUACAGAAGUAUUAACCAAUCAACAUUCACUAAAUUUUGAAAUUUAAAAACGUUUUUUAUACGUUUCGGUACGGUACGCUUGAAGUGGAAAAAUGGCUUUACUCAUUUCUAAAUUUAUGUUCGUAACUUUUAGUUCAAACAAUAGGCCUGAGUAAUUGGUAAUUUUUGGCUCGGUUAAAAUUCUUAAAGGAGUAAAUAGACUCGGCUGGUUUAACAUUAAUCGGAAGACUAUUCCAGAGUUUAGCUCCACUAUACUUGAAACUUUAUUUAAUUUAAUUAAUUUCAGAAAUUCUCUUCUCGGUUUUGGAGGCUAAACCAGAAUGGACAUUUCGGAGCUCAUAGUUAGUUUGCAUAGCAUUUCUCCUUAUUAAUGUUAAUUUCUUUUAAAGACUCACAGUCAAUCGUGAUGCUUUGCGCGCUAAAAUGUUUUGAUUGUUUUGUAUUCCGCCAUUAUUUAAUAGAUAAUUACUGAGGCCAACGGCAUCGAGGGGCAAUUCACUCCAAAAAUCCCGUACACUUCGUCAAAAAAUCCGGAAAAAAUCCAUAAAAAAUCCAUAAAAUCCUCAAAAUCCGUUGAAUCCACCAAAAUCCAAAAAAUCCUUUAAAAACCACAGAAAUCCUUAAAAAAUCCACAGAAAUCCUUCAAAAUCCUUAAAAAAUCCACAAAUCCACAAAAAAUAUAUGAAGUACUUGGUGUAAUUUACUCGUAAAGGUUCUUUGCCACGUUCAAAAUGGCGGACAGCGAAAGCUAAACGCUUACCGUGAUCUGCUGUCAUUAUAUUUCGUAAUUAUUGGACCACUCUACAUUUCCAUUUAUACGCUCGAGUACGCUAAGUUUUUUUAGCCUAUUACUACUAAAUAUGUGUUCUUGUUACAAUGACGUUAUGUUGUAAAAUAUAAUUACAAAACCAAAAGUUAUUCACCAUUGUCUUUUACUGUUUUUGAAAGAAUAAUGAACUUGUUUGAAUUUUAAACAAAAUGACUGCAUGCCCAGCCUUCGUUAGAUUCAGAAGGCUGUGGCCUGUGGUCCUAGUCCCAGUCCUCUGCUCGACCCUGACGUCCUGGCAUAACGUUGACAUCGUACAACUUAAGAUUAUUUGUUCAAAACGUUACCUAGCUCUAUAACUCUAUAAUUAAAAAAAAUCCAGAAAAAAUCCGAACAAAUCCGGAAAAUCCAAACAAAUCCAGAAAAUCCAACAGAUUUUCAAAAAUCCGGAAAAAUCCGAACAAAUCCGGAAAAUCCAGCAAAUUUUCUCUUCAAAAAUCCGCUAAAAAAUCCGGGAAAAAUCCGCUAAAUACGCUAAAAAAUCCGCGGAUUUUUAAAAAUCCGAAAAUGCCGUACGCUUUUUUGGAGUGAAAUGCCCCUCGAACGGCAUUAUUCGAUCGGCCGAAGCUGGCUGCAAUAUAUCGAAUAAUGCCGUUUGGCCGAAGUAAUUAUCUAUUAUAAUUACUGACCCGAAUCAAAAGUAAUUAUUUUCGGCUGGAAGACUACGUUGCUGCUUGUUGGGACCGUAUGGCAAUGAAUCUAUCCAACGUUACACUAGACAUUUGUGAGGACAUGCAUGCAUGUAAUGCAUCGUGAUAGAACAGAUUUCAGUUUAAUUAAUCGCCCUAAAUUAAAAUCUCCACAAGCGGAGGUCAAUUAUAGUGUUCUAGUUUACAUAUUAUCAUUAAUGAUAAGGUUAAUUCAAAGAGGGUAUUAAACUGGAUAAACACGGGAAUAGAACUUAUGGUGUGUUCUGCACAUGCGUAUAUCUAGGAUAAAAUCCCACAAGCGCAAACGAAACUAUUUCUCUAUAAAGUUGAGCUGAAAGGACUCACAGCGACCGUUUUGGCAGUGCUUCAGGCGCCCGAUGAUGUUGUAUGAGGGGCCUUUAGCACUGUCAACUGACUCAACUUCUCAUCUUGAGAUGUUCACGUUAUAUCGCGUGUACUUGUCAGGAUGACGAAGGAUUGCGAAUAAUGUCUGUGUGCACUGAUACACGCUGCAUUAUUUUUAAUAAUGCUGUGUGCAUGCUGCAUUAUUUUUAAUAAUGCUGUAUGCUAUUUUAGCCCGUAUAAACAUUUACCCCUGGGAAUUUCCCUACAAUCAAAAAAGACCGCUCCCGUUUUUCAGAAGAACGCUAAAACUUCUCGACAUUCAUAGCCUGCGUGCAGGCCCAAGGGAACUGAUAGUGGGCCUGCAACCAUCGGCCGGUAUUUUGUAAAACGCCCCUUUUCAUAACACGCCCCAUCCGAAGCGUAUUCUUAUCAGACUCAUCAAUCUGCAUUAUUCUUAGACGAUGUCAUAGGAAUCAGGAUUUCAUCAAAACACCAGCGGGUAAAUGUAUUAAAGUUUUUUUGUUUAUAAUAAAACUUAUAUAAUUUUUAAUUUUAUCUUUAAUGCAUAUCAUUUUUAGUGUAUGACUGUUUUCGAAGACAACACUAUUUUUAGCUCCCCGUAUUAUGUAAACAUUCACAUAGCGCGCGAAGCACCAUGGUUGACUGUGAUUCUUUAAGUUUGGUCCAGUGUCAUGAUUAUUCAGGACCUUGUACAACAAUAUUGAUUUGGUUGUACGUCGUCUUGUCUCUAGUAUCCCAUGCAAGCAAGGGAUCGAAGAACAUCAACAGAUCUGCAUGCAGUCUCGCUGCCCGGUUUUGAAAUUUUUGAAGUUUAUCUUUAUAAGCGUUUUGUUACAAACUCCCCAUAAGGGAGAACAGUAAUCGAAGUAAGGCUGUAUCAGCGAGCGAUAAAUUGUUUGCAAGGUGUUUGCAAGAAGAUACGGCUUAAUUGACUUUUCCAUUGUUCCUAUGCCUGCCCCAACCUUUAAACAAAUCAUUUCAAUAAGUUCAUUCCAAUUAAGAGCUUUUGCUGGAAUAUUGUCGAGGCCUGUCGAUACUUAAAUUUAAGAGUGCGUACUGGUGAAUUACUUCAUCUAGACGAAUGUCGGGGAAAAUGUUUUGAACUACAAUUUUCACUAUCGUGGGUAUAAAAGUUUCACUAUUGGGUAAAAGUUUCACUAUUGGAGCUUAAUUUUGCUCCAAUAUUUACAAAAAAGUCAUUAAAGCCUCUGCUAUCAAAGUAUCACUGAGAUAGUAACGUCAUCACUUUCCAGUUGCGAAUUGAAACGUUGUUUGAUUUGAUUUUUGUCUGUGUUGGUGCUAUGUAUUCAGGUGAAUAUGUUAUGUGAAUUUGAUUUUGUUAUUUCCCCCCAAAAGGUUGCAUUGUUAUAUAAUUAGUUUCCAACUCUGUCUCGGUUCUUUAGAUUGAGCCUAUACUAUCCUCAAUUAGUCAAUUUUAUUGCAGAAAUAGUUUCUUUUGCCAGUUUUGGCCUUCCUUAUUUCUGAAUUAACUUUGCUGCGUAUAUAGUAUAAACGUUGCAGAAACCAAGUAAAUCGCGUAAUUAAGGAAGCAAAAGCCAGCCACUAUGCGUUAAUCAUGAAAAUUAUAGAAAAUAGUAAUAAUGCCAAAGAUUGCUGGAAAGUUAUAAACGAACUUCUAAACAAAUGCACGCGAAUUAGUAUAGGUAUAAUCAUGCGAUGGUGAGUACAAUAAGGGAUUAAUAGUACGAGUGAUGUUUGGAAAUUUUGGCAAAAUUGGACGAGCCGCCGGGGCGAAUCCAAUUUGGCUAAUUUCCAAACAUCACGAGUACUAUUAAUCCCUAAUUGUACGAGCAACAUCUUGUUUAUUAUUAGCAUGACAAAAUUGGAUGCGUACUUCUCAAUGUCAACAUCAUAUUCUCUCGCCAAAGCCCAGUUCUGCCAGACAUUCAACCAAAAUUUGAUGCCUUUGUUUGUAUUUUUAUUUAGUUCUUUUUCAAGCAAAAUUUGGUGCUUUUGUUCGUAUUUUCAUCUAGUUCCUUCACGGCAAUUUCAUUUCACAUCUGUGUUUAAAAUACCUUUCCGCCAUUUUGUUUGUUUUGGGAAAAUCAUAAGUUGUACUGCAGUACAACUGCAGUAUAAUUAAUGAAAUAAACUAAAUAAUUGUACUCCUCUCAACCAAUCAGCAUCCAGUAAUUUUGUCAUGCUAAUAAUAAAUGAGGUUAGUGUUAGUGUUAGGGCUCAACAUGUGUCGCGAAUUUAUUGUAUUGAUAAUUUCGGACGUGUUUAACAAUUUACUCAUGCAUAGAGUAAAUUCACUAGUGGAGCUCAUUCCAUUUCAGCUUUCCAUUUUUUUGUUAUAUAAUCAGACAAUCUUCAUUAUGGACUUCGUCGCUGCUUUGGAAUCUAUUGGAAUCACUGGGAUCUUCUGCCGAAUUUAGAAUGUUUGUUACAGAACAUUCAAGCACUCAUUAAUAAUUCAUAAGCUUAUUGGCAAAUCAUGUUAACCAUAAAAUGUCAUGUGCAGUGGCUUUAAACCUGAUAAAACACUCCUAAUUAGUAUUCUUUAUAUAAAGAAUACUAAUAAGGCAGUAAAUCUAUUGAAUUUGUAGUCGUGUUUGAAGCCGUUCAAUAAACUCGCAGGUCGUGUUUUAUUUGGUCUAAAGCCACUCGCGCUGCGCGCUCGUGGCUUUAAACCUAAUAAAACACUCCUGCUCGUUUAUUAAACAGUACAUAGUUUACAUCAUCAUUCUAUCGCCAUUCGCCAUUGCAUGGCAUUGCGUAUAGACUAUAGUAGUUCGGUUUUCUUGGCUCGUUUUAAUCGAUUUCCUUCUAGUUUCCAAAAUUUUCGUUCUUAAUUUCAAACACUUGUACUAUAGUAUUUUGGUAUAAGGCUGGGUAUAUGCAGCCAAUAAAUUUGUACAUGUAGGUAGGUUAAAUUUCACGCAGCUCACAAAUGCAUGUGCUUUUUCAUAGGCAUAUAUAGCUGUUGUCAUGAGUGAUUCUUUUUAAAUCGACUAAACAAUUAUUAUUUUACUAACGUUUUUCGAGCUAUAUUAGUCUAGCCACGUACAAUAGCGCGGUCGUAUUGAAACGUCGAGGUUGCCAAAGGCAAAGCAAACUAAGACAGAUAGUACAUAGUUUUUGUUUCGUUCCCCGCAGGAACGAAACGGUACUGUCACAGAAUAAGGCACACAGAAGGGCCACUUACGUCGGAAGCUUUGAAGUUUAUAAUAAUAAUAAUAAUAAUAAUAAUAAUAGUUUAUUAGGACUCUCUUGCAGUUACAGAAACAACUGAAUUAACGAGUACUUUACAAUAGAUAAGAAUAUGUUAUAAAAUAGUACAUGGAUAUGCUUUAGAAUCUAGGCUAUUUACAAGAGUUAAAAUCAUUAGACAUUUACCAAAAUAGUAACUAGUGCAUGCAUAAUUAUUUACAAUUUUCAUAUAUAUUAAAAAAAUCUUAACAUAUUAAGAGUAUUUAAAUGUAAAAAAGGAUUGAGCUUUAAUUGUUCUGCAAUCAGUAACAUUAUUAAAUAGAUAAAAUCGAUCAGUGUUCUGUCUCAAAUUAAUGUCAUGGUCAGGAACAACAGGGAUUGGCAAUAAGGGAUGGUUUUCUCGCCUCAUUCUGACCAUGUAUUUCUGACAUAUUUGCACUCUUCUUGUGGUUAAAGUUGGUAGUUGUGCAAAAUUCAGGGCCUCCGCAUAUGACUCGCUCUCCGAGAAAAUUAUCUUUAGUGCUCGUUUUUGGACCGACUCAAUUUCCUUCGAUAGAUAAUCCGGAAUGUUUUGCCAAAUAGGGACGGCGUACUCAAGUACCGGUCUUACUGUGCACAGGUACACUUUCAGUAAAUUCUUUUGGUCAACCCCAGCUCUUCGCAGGACUCUUAAAGGGUAUAGUUUUUUGUUAGCCUUCUUAACAAUGUAUUCGAUAUGGGGAUUCCAUUUUAGGUCGCUACUCAAAAUGACACCCAAAGAUUUAUACGUUGUCACACGCUCAAUAAUAUUGUUACCAAUUUGGAUUGGUCGGAGUAAGAAAUUGGGGUUAUGUAGGAAGUUUAUAAGCAUUUCCUUACACUUCUUAGGAUUGAGCUUCAUGUUAUGUUCAUUAGCAAAUUCAUGUAUAUCAGAGACUGCAAAAUUAAGGAGGCUGAUAGAGUUCCUAGGAAUAAUCUCGAGGGCUGAAGUAUCAUCCACGAAUUUUGUACGGAGAUGCCAAUUAGCCAGUAAGCUAUUUGUCAUGACCAUAAAAAGUACCACUCCGAGUUUAGUCCCUUGGGGUAUUCCUCCCUUCAGAGUUUGCCAUUGAGAAAGGACACUACCAAUUCUAACCGCCUGCCUACGAUUGAAUAAAAAGGCUGAGAUCCAGGACAGCAAGGCAGGGUGAACCUGGAGCUUAUACAGUUCUUGUAUUAAAAUAGAGUGGUCAAUUAGGUCAAAACCUUUUGAGAAGUCUGCGAAGAAGAUACGAGCACCAGCUUCGCCCCCGUCCAAUGCCUCAUGAAUUGUUUGCAUCAUGUAGAGAAGGGCAUCUGUUGUUGAGUGCCCUUUGCGGGCAUAUUGGCGAGGGUCGAUUUUUCCUUCCAAGUCCUUUAAUAGCCUAGUGCAAGUAAAGCCUUCCAUAACUUUUGCCAUUGACGAGGAAAGCGAGAUUGGGCGGAGAUCAUUUUCAAUUGUUUGAGGAGAUGAUAUCUUCGGAACUGGAAUUACGAUAGAUGACUUAAGUGGUGAUGGGAUAUUCGCUUCUUUCAUUGACUGGUUGUAAAUAUUACGAAUGACUAGAGCCAGUUCAGGAGCAAACUCUUUCAGGAUUCUAUUCGGGAUAUUAUCAGGGCCAAUCCCCUUACUAAUUUGCAGUGAUGCUAAUGCUUUAAACACCUCACUUUCCAUAACCAAGAAUUCUUCCGGGAUUUGCAUAUAGGUGGAGUUGGUUGGCUCAGAGGGGCGAAGUGAUCUGUAAGACUAACAAAGAAGUCAUUCACUUUAUUAGCUAGGGAUUCUAUAUCCAUGUUGUUAUCAAGGAACUGAUGAUACCAUUCCUGUCGGAUAUUUUGACCUGAUAGUUUUUUAAUCUCUUUCCACCACUUUACAGGGUUAACUCUAUCAACAUCUGCUACCUUACUAUGAAAGUAAUUGGAUUUUGCUGACUGGAUCGCACGUUGAACCUUAUUCCUCCAAAAACUAUAGUCUUUAGAAUUUUUUCCUUGUUGUUGGAAUACACAUUGGCGUCUAGAAAUCCACAGUUUUAUCGUAUUAGUAAUCCACGGUCGAUCUGUCGGAUGCUUUUUAAUCAUUUUCUGUGGGAGAAAGGUAUUAACUGCUUGGUCAAGCUCUGACAUAAAGAGGUCAAAUUUAUCUUUGCUCGUACUCGCACUUAAUAUCGAUGACCAGUUUUUUUUGGUUAUCCAUCGUCCAAAGGCACACCACACAGAGUUCCGCAUGUCCCGGAUUCUAAUUUUGGUAAUAGUCUGUUUAGAUGAUAUUGCUAUAUUUGGUUUUGCUAAGAUCGCAUAGUGGUCAGACGAACCAACCUUUGGCAAUCUAGAUACUUCAAACAUCUUAGGUCUAUUUGUUAACAGCCAAUCCAAUACGGCAGAAUCUCUGGUUUUAAAAGAUAUAAGUUGUUUAAGAUGGUUCACCUGUGUGAUAUAUUUCAUUUUAAAACCUGUAGACGUGGGAUUAAAGUCACCUGUAAGUAAAACAAGAGCGUUAGGUUCCUUAAAGAGUAAUGAGUCAAGGUUAUUCUGCACAUGGUCUCUAAGGACAACAUUCUCAGGUUCUUUAUUGGAUGUUGAAUGAUAUAUUACUCCUAGAAUAAUGGAUGUAAGUUCUCUUGGGAGUUUAUGUGGUCUUAAUGAAAUCCAAAUUGAUUCUACAUCAGAUUGGUCACAUGAAUCCAAACGGUUACAAGGUAUUUUAUGAUCCAAAUAUACACAGACCCCACCACCAGAAGAACCUAUGCGAUCCCUACGAAAUAAGUUGAAUCCAGGGAUAGAUACGCAAUGAUCAGGAAUGUCAGGUGAUAGCCACGAUUCAGUAAUGCAAAUAACACUUGCAGAGUUUAGCUCUGCAAUUUGCUGGAGCUCGUCAAUUUUCUUUGGUAAUGAUCUAACAUUACUGGACAAUAUAGUCGGGAUAUCAUAGGAAUUUGGGGGAUUCUUACUUAGUAACAAGGGGAAUUGAGAUCAGGUUGUUAAUAUUUCGGGUUGUUAUUGAGAUCAGGUUGUUAAUAUUUCAGGUUGUUAAUAUUUCUGUCACGCUGGCCGCCAUCUUCCUAGCCAGUCGAUUACAUUUUCUGGCCAAUAAACGCGCUGUAUUGGCUGAAGGCACCGCCUUCUGGCCAGUCAACUGCAUAUUUUUGCAUAGAAAAAUGGCGACACGUUGCACCGCUGAGUGGCCCUUCUGGUACUGAUCUUUAUUCUGUGGUAGGCUACUGUAUUUGGUUUCGAGUAAUAUCACAGGAAAGUGACGUCAGAGAUCAAAGUUAUCCAAUCCUUUGCCAGUAUUCUUGCUGAAACGUCAAUUACAUUUAGAAUCGUCCAAUGAGAUGACCGCUCCUAGCAAAAGAAGUUUUUUGGAGGCGUGGCGUAUAAUCGGAAAUCUUAGUUAAUUAUAUGUCAACCUAUGAGAACAUGGUAAUUUAACCUGAAGUUCAGGCCCUAAUUUUAAAUAGGGCCUGACACAAAACCUGUCUAGACCGUGGGACGCUCACAUGUUAUUUUUAGACACAGCAUGCAAUAUGAUUGACAAGCAGAGGGUUUGACCUUUAUAUUAUUAUUGUCCCCUUGUGCCCUUGACCGAGCUAUUUUUAAAACUGUUGUUUAUGUGAACUUGCAACCAAUCAAAAUUUUAGGGCCUGAACUUCAGGUUAAAUCUGCAGGCACGAUGAAACAUUUUUGAAGUAUUCAAGCGCCAACAGCGGUAUAUAUUUAUUAUAUAGUUUUCUUUCUACGUACAGUAUGCAUGGCAGAUUGUUCCCAGGAGCAGACAAUCUUUUGUUUAAACGUUAUUUCAAUUUCGAAAGGUCUACUUUUUCUAAUAUAUGCACCCCAUCAAUAUUUCACGCACUACGGUUCAGCAUAUGUGCAAUUGAAAAGGCAUUCAAAUUUUAACAAUAUGGUUGAUUUCUAAAGGUCUUCUUUUUUUUAUACACCCUGUAUAAUAAAAGGCUUUAUUAUAUGGCAAGCAUCACUUCCGGUGAAAUGGUGAACUGUGAUUGGCCGAGGAGCACUUUCAGUGGUCCAUUACCUAAAAACAAACACAUUUAUUUUAAAACAAAGCAGCAAAACUAAUUGAAAAUUAUAGUUUAAUUAUAAUUCUGUAUAAAAAAGGGUACCCAGACAUUUUGCCGAAAGACACUUUGCCGAAAGACACUUUGCCGAAAGACAUUUUGCCGAACGGACAUUUUGGCGACGGACAUUUCGCCGAACGGACUUUUCGCCGAAAAGACAUUUUGCCGAACGGACAAUUUGCCGAAAAUAUAGAGAUAUCAUUAUUUCGUCAAAAUAUUAAACACUCACGUUUACCCAUAUUGUUUAUCAAAUUGUUUGGGACUGUGACUCAAUUGUCAUGUGAAUUCAUCAUUAGCAGUGCAUAACCAUAUCGAUAGUUUGUUUGUGCAGCAGAUGACUCGUCUGUUAGGAACGUGUUUUGACGUUAGGUCGUAAAAAAGGCGGCGGCGUAAGCAAAUUUCAUUUCGAGAAUCAUGGUCAUGGAUAUUUCUCUCAUUCUCUGUACAGACCGCGCGUUCGGUUAGUAAGAAGUUAUUAUUAAAUAAAACAGUUAAUGAUCUGAAAUGCUUUAAAAAACAAUUUGGUUGACUUUGCAUGGUUUACAAUUUUGGAUCUUCUGAUAAUAUCCAAUACCAAUUAUCAGAAUGGAUUAUUUCAAAGACGAUCUGAAGUAUCCGGACUUAUAAUAUUAUGGAUUUCUUUAUCAGGCCUCAUUAAAGAGUGAAAAAAAAUUUUGAAGAUGAAGUUUAAAAAGAAAUUCGAACGACAACAUUAACUCUAGAUUAUGUAGAUUUAUACUUUUAUUAUUAAAUAAUUUAUUGCAAAAAAGGCUCAAAAACCCCUGUAAAUAUGUUUAGUUAACUUCAUACCUUUAAACCGUAUUAUCUAUCUAUCUACGUAGUCUGUUUCGUAGUCUGUAUCGAUUUUAUCUAUCCAUCUAUUUAAUUAAUAUACAUAUAAUAUUCUCUUUUUUAUUCACUUUUCCACCAUCCUUUGUUUAGGGGUCAGUAUAAGUCAACAAUAAAAUGUCGGAAAAUCAACGAAUACCGAUGGCUGAAAUCAAAGAAAAUGAAGAACUGGUAACUGGGCAUGGGAAUGAAGUGAAAGAUAAAAGUCACCGAAAAGUAUCACAAAAGAACAGCUCAGCCAGUUCUGCCAGCGACGUCAGUUUCGUGAACCCACUGAUGAAGUAAGAGAAGACUGCAAAACUUAUUACAUUCCUCCCUUGACUUUGCCCCAAAUAUCUCAAAUAUCCAAAGAAUAUUAAUAAUGACAUUUUAAAAAUCGUAAAUAUAGUUUUCUCUAGGGGGGAGUUGCCCCCCGCCCGCUGUGUACGGCCCUGUUAUCAUCGAAAAUAAUUUACACUAAUUCUAGGCCGGUUAUAGGAUCCUGGGUGGGGCAAAUACCACCUUUAUGGAACUUACUGACUUAGAUAAUCUGGCAGUGCACAUUAUCCAUAAUGCUGAAUGGCUACAUUUUUAAAAUAAUAUUUUAAACCAAUUUAACGUUACAACUUUUUCAGUGCUGUUCGACGAGGCAAAUCUUUUAAAGCAUCAUUCUUAGAAAAAAUAAAAUUAGAUGAAAUGGAUAUGAUAGAAACGGACAAUCUUCAACGAAAUGUCUUUCAUUACGCUGUAUCGAAACCAGACACUUUAAGAAAGCUAUUGGAGAAUGCUGAAACAGUAAGACUAAGUUUUGUUAAUUAAUAUAGUUAGAUGAGACUAAUUCAGUUUGUCGUAUAAAAUCACUUACCCGGCAUGGUCCCGGAAAUUAUCCUGGUUUAAUCAAACAUUUAGGCUACAGAAAUUUAUAUUGAAAAUAUAAACUGAAAAUUUACGGAAAGUAUAAAAAUUGUAACAACACUUUGUUUCUACGAUUUGCAGUCCUGUGUUGGCACAAAAGAGAAAUUAUAACAACAGAGAAAUUUGAAAUUUGGUUUUCGUGCACUAUUGUUAUAUAUAUAUAUAUAUAUAUAUAUAUAUAUAUAUAUAUAUAUAUAUAUAUAUAUAUAUAUAUAUAUAUAUAUAUAUAUAUAUAUAUAUAUAACAAUAGUGCACGACUAAUAUAUAUAUAUAUAUAUAUAUAUAUAUAUAUAUAUAUAUAUUAUAUAUACCGGGUGUCCCAAAAAAAAGUACUCCUGUUUGAUUCGUAAUAACUUCUAAACAAGUACAGCUUUUAAAGAGAAAUAACUUGCAUUAAAUAGAGGAAGGACUAACUUAGAUUUUGAUAUAUUACAGCUGUAUUUUACUUAAAAAUUCACGGAGAUAUUAAUGUUCAAAAUCGGGAGCAUACUUUGGGAUGUGUCUAAAAUUAGCGAAAAUCGGCAUAUCAAAUAUUAACUCCAGCGUUUGUUUGCUUAAUGACAUAUCAGACUAACUUGUAUUUCAGCGAAUUAUCGCGUUACGGUUUGUAAGGGAUAUGGCGUAGAUUUAGACAUCUACCUGUACAUGUAAGUCUUAGCUCAUUGUUUCCUGAAAUAUGAACGUUUGAAAUUAUGCAAGUAUUUAAUAUUAGGUCUUUACAAACUUAAAAGUACAUGAAAGACUGACCAUGCCAUGGAAGGCAGGCGCUUAACUUUUUCUUAAAUAGCCCAAUUUUAUGUUUUUAAUGGGUUCAAACAGACUGAGUUUAUUAUUUCUCGGUUAGAGCAGGAUGAAUAUUAUUCUUUAUUGAAGGAAAUAAUAUUGCUUUUGCAAAUACACAUCACCGUAUCAACGCUACUAUUUUGUUACGUUUUGUUCCAAAAAUGUUGCAUGUCUCUGAGGAGUUACUUAAUUGUUAUGUCUUAUGGAGUUAUAUGGUUUGAUUGUGUUUCAUAUAAUUCUCAGUUUACUUUGAACUUGCCAAGAUUAAGAAAAGGCAAAAGAGUUCGGGUGUUCUUAACAAGAUUUCAGAACGUUGCAGAAGUUAGAAGAGCUUCACAGUUCCAUUGUGACAGCAUGCCCUAAUUCAGAACUACGAACGAUCCAUGACGAUCCUUCGCGAUGCAGUGGUCUCAUGAAAUAAGGAAACGUAUUCGUGCUAGGAACACACGCGAAUUUCGGACGAAUAAAUCUUGCUUGUAUUUUGUAGAUAUAAUAAUACUUUGUUUCAUAAUAAACAAUUUGUCAAGUGUCAUUUAUUUACUGGUAAUAGUGCAUGUUUCAGUCGGGCAAAUCUUGAUUAAUAUUUGAUACGCCGUUUUUUGCAUAUUUCAGACACAUCCAGAAAUAUGCUCCCGAUUUUAAAGAUUGAUAUCUCCGUGAAUUUUUAAGUGAAAUACAAUUGUAAUAUAUCAAAAUCUAAGUUAGUCCUUCCUCUAUUUAAUGCAAGUUAUUUCUCUUUAAAAGCUGUACUUGUUUAGAAGUUAUUACGAAUCAAACAGGAGUACUUUUUUUUGGGACACCCGGUAUAUAUAAAAUUUGGUUUUGUUGGUUAUAAAAACUUUUGGCAAAGUGCUCAAUGGAAAACCAUAUAUAUAUAUAUAUAUAUAUAUAUAUAUAUAUAUAUAUAUAUAUAUAUAUAUAUAUAUAUAUAUAUAUAUAUAUAUAUAUAUAUAUAUAUAUAUAUAUAUAUAUAUAUAUAUAUAUAUAUAUAUAUAUAAUUUAUUAUAUAUAUAUGAUCGUCCAUCGUUUUUCGAUGAUGACUGAGAUGUCAAUGGUUGUUCUUCCUCAUUCCCUACAUUUGUUCGCUCGUACAUGCGCCGCUCUACCUGCGUUCGAAAUAAAGCAGCGUCCGCACUUAUUACAUUGUAUGUUCGAUUCAUGAGUUCCAUGGCGUGAUUGUCGUCGUCGUUUAUACUCUUCCAUCCGACAUCCGACUUUCUUCGAUUCUGGUCACUGACUGCGUAACAAUUCCUUUCCAGACGACUCGAUCUUUGGCGUCUCUUUCCCAUGUGUUUACGUCACAUUCAAUUUUCUUCAGCUGCCUUUUCAUGACAUCUUUGUAGCGUUUUUUUGACCUCCCACGCUUCGUCUACCACCCGUAGUUCGCCGUACAAAAUAAUUUUCGGCAACCUGUUUUCUUCCAUUCUUACUACAUGUCCAGUCCAUCUCAAUUGCGUUUUUGUAAUCAAUGCCUCUACGCUGGGCAUUCCAGCUCUUCUCAAGACUUCCACGUUAAGGAUCUUAUCUGACCAUUGGAGCUUAAGCAUUUGCCUAAGAUGUCUUAAUUGGAAAUUGGUCAGUUUGUUGAAAUGUCGCCGGUAAAGGGUCAUCGUUUCCAUGGAGUACAACAAAGCGGGUGGUAUUUCACUGCUCUGAAGACUGCAAGUUUAGUUGUUAACUUGUUAAGGAGAUGUCAUGGCUAUCCCACAGUCUCUUCUUCAAUUGUUCAUAAGCUGCAGAUGCCAUUUGUAUGCGACGCGAAAUUUCUGUGUCGACUUUGUUGUCAUCCGAAACGUAGCUGCCAGGAUAUUUGAAUUUGUGCACCGUAUUCAGGACUUCGCCAUCUAUGGUCACAAUCGGUUGUGCGUUGUUCUCACUGUUUCGCUUAUUUGGACUCGGUUGAUAAAGCAAUUCUGUUUUAUGGUAUUGAUUUGCAGGGAUUAUUCUAAGGUGCAGUGAUAACCAAUUUGUGCAGUGAUAAAUGAGAUUUGUGCAGCAGUGAUAAAUUUGAUUAUGUGCAGUGAUAAAAUGCGAUAUUGUUCACUACCAGAAAUUGGCGACAAAAUGGCCACUGCUUGUAUACUAAUUUGCAUAAAAUCACAUACAAUAGCUUCAUUCAGUUUUUACUGGGAAUAUACAGGGUGUAAAUAUUUGAACUCAAAAUUAUUGCAAUAAAGCAUUCAUUUACUAAUGCAUUCAUUCAUUCAAUAAAGCAUUCAUUUACUAAUGUUUCGGUGGCAUAUUUAUUCCGAUCGGGUAUUUCUCCUAUUUUGUUUUGAGAUUUUUGACGCUGCGGUUUGGUGACACAAUCAACAGUGAAAGACUAGUAGGUCUUGAAGAGCAAUAUUGCUUUGUGUGUUUGCAUGCGAUUCAAAAAAUAUGUAAAAAUGUGUAUAUUUUUGCAUGAAAUACAAUAUGCAGAAUGCAGAUUUGGGCUCAUUAGCGGUGAUUUUGGCUCAUUUUCCUGUAUAUAAUUAGUGCAUGCAUGGGGUAACUUUAAGUUGCAGAACCAGCGUACAUUCACUAUAAUGCAGGGCAGUAAGCGUUUUCUAAAAUGUCGCUAAAUUUAUGUACAUUUUAUCAUUUUUCUCGCUUUUGUGCAGUGAUAAAAUUUCCUUAGAAUAAUCCCUCUUGAUUUGCAGUCCAAAGGCUUUGCUGAUUUCCGAGAAUCUAGAGGUUAUCUCUUGAAUAGCUUCUAACGAGUGCGCCAUCAUCACCGCGUCGUCCGCAUAGUGAAGAUCUCGAAAUAAUUCAGUUCGAACCUUGGUAAAUGCUUUUACUGAAGAGAGAGAUUAAACAACUUGCCGUCACUUCGGGUUCUGAUGUACACGCCUUCCUGCGUUACUUGAGCCAGUAGAUUUAAGAUUGCAGUCAGGAAUAACGUGAGAUACGUCGGAGGCGCAGGAUCACCUAGCCUACGGUGUAUAGACCCCAGCAGAAACACGUUUCGUGAGGGGUCUACGAAUAAACGAAGAAAAGCUUGCCCGGCCUACGUCAUAUCCGUUUUGCGUUUUGGGUAAAUUAACUUCAAUUUAUUCAAAUUUAUGACGUGUGCGCGCUUUAUAUUAAAAUGUUUCAUGGACCAUGGUGGGCUUUGCACAAUACAAAUGUGUUCUUUGCUUCAAAGUCCCAUCGAAUAAAAGCGAUAUUAAUUUAUUGGACAGCAAGGAGAACAUACGUAAGGAGUUAGACGACUUUUCCUGUCUUUCCUUCUCCAUUUUACUGUACCUGCAAAUUGCGCAUUUGUAAAGCCUGUCUGGCGUUAGUAAACAAACGGAGAAGCUUCAAAGAACGGUUAUCUGAACUAAACAAUACGCUAACCAACGUGCACAAAACAGCGUUAAACGCUAUUGGUAUACCGCUUAAAGUAAAGCGAAAUUUCGUGAGGAAACUGGGAUUCGAGCCGACCUUGCGAUUAAACUUUUACGCCGGCUACAUUUAGCGUGAAAUCGACAUUGUUUUCGACUGCAGAAAUUGGAUGCCUUGACAAGCUUCAAGUCUGUAACAGGUUUGUAUGAAUGACAAGAACUUUUUAGUCCGUUCGGACAUUUGUUUAAUAGUUUGGUAUGCAUAUAGUCAGGGUAUAUUUUAACACGAUUUGUUGUAAGUGCAUGUUUACUUCAAAAAAUUCUUAACCUGUUAGACUGUUGAAGCUUGUCAAGACAUCCAAUUUCUGCAGUCGAAGACAACGUUGAUUUCACGCUAAAUGUAGCGGGCAUAAAAGUUUUAUCGCAAGUUGGCUCGAAUCCCAGUUUCCUCACGACAUUUCGCUUUACUUUAAGCGGUAUACCAAUAGCGUUUAAUGCUGUUUCGUGCACGUUAGUUAUCGUAUUGUCUAGUUCACAUAACCGUUCUUCGAAGCUUCUCCGUUUGUUUAUCAACGCCAGACAGGCUUUACAAAUGUUAUUUGCAGGUAAAAUGGAGAAGGAAAGGUCGUCUAACUCCUUACGUAUGUUCUCCUUGCUGUCCAAGAAAUUAAUAUCGCUUUCAUUCGACGGGACGUUGAAGCAAAGAACACAUUUCUAUUGCACAAGCCCACCAUGGUCCAUGAAACAUUUUAAUAUAAAGCGCGCACACGUCAUAAAUUUGAAUAAAUUGAAGUUAAUUUACCCAAAACGCAAAACGGAUAUGACGUAGGCCGGGCAAGCUUUUCUUCGUUUAUUCGUAGACCCCUCACGAAACGUGUUUCUGCUGGGGUCUGCACCGUAGGCUAAGGAUCACCUUGUUUUAUCCCUUUCUUGAUCUCGAACUCCUCAGUGAUGAACCCUGAAACCGAAACCUUAGGCUUCAUGUUGAUAUGCAGAUAUUUCACGAUGUUGACGAACUUCCUUGGGCAUCCUAAAAUUUCUAGCACUUUCCAAAGCAUGUCCCUGGAGACCAUAUCAAAGGCCUUUUUAAAGUCAAUGAAUAUGACAUACAGAUCCUGACUCUGCUCUAUCGCCUUUUCUUGAACUUGUCGUAAGCUGAAGAUCAUAUCAUUCGUCGACCUGUCACCUCUGAAUUCGCUUUGGCUUUCAGGCAGGACUUUCUCGGACAGACGUUUGAGUCUGUUGAGGAUGAUUUUGCAAUACAUUUUUCCGGCUACGCAAAGCAAGGAGAUGCCUCGAUAAUUGUCACACAGAGUCUUAUCACCUUUCGUGAAGACUUUUCACAAUCAAAGCGUCCUUGAAGUCCUGUGGUGCUUUUUCUUCUUCCCAACAUAAUUUGAAUAAUAUGAACAGUUCUUCUUUGAAUACCUCUCCUAUGUUAUUCAAAGUUCUUCUUUGAAUACCUCUUCUAUAGUCGUGCGUGUAAUCUAUAUAUUUUUGCGUCAGUCGGUCAGUGUGUCGGUUUGGGUAUAUCUGGCCCUUGCGUUAAAACCUGCGCUACUUUCAAUAAGCGGAUGUUCACUCCAAUUAGAAAAUUCCAAUCAACGUAACAAAAGGCUAAAAAAUAGGCGAAAAUUGUACGGUGCGUGCGUGUUAUGUUUCCAUUCGGCUGCAUUAUCUUAUCUCUGUGGAAUAUAUUGUAUUGUUUCAAGAGCUAAUGCAUGUGUUUAAUUAAAGUCUAUUUGUAUAAUCAAGGCCACAAUCGGUUAAGCGCUCAUUCCAGUGAAGAACAGUGCUCCUUCAUGGACGCCUUAAACAACACGUACGUAACACCUCAGUGUGUGAUCAUGGCUAUGCAGUCACUGAUGUUAUCUAAUAUAUAUAUAUAUAUAUAUAUAUAUAUAUAUAUAUAUAUAUAUAUAUAUAUAUAUAUAUAUAUAUAUAUAUAUAUAUAUAUAUAUAUAUAUAUAUAUAUAUAUAUAUAUAUAUAUAUAUAUAUAUAUAUAUUAAGUUGUGUAAUUGUACACUCCGUAAUAUGUUAAGAUGAAAAUGUUCUAGAGUGUGUAUUAUAUAAUUUCCAUACCCAGCGCAAGCAGAAAGAUGUUGUCUGCCGCGGCUGGGUCUUGAACCCGCGACCUUCGAAUUACUAGAUCGACGCUCAACCAACUGAGUUACACGGUCAGACGGAUUUAAGACUGGAAAUUAUGAAAUUAACAUAACACUUGCAGAACUAGUAUUGUUCGAUGCUGAAUUAAUAUAAACGAGUAUGUUUAUGACAUUCAGUAUAUAUUUCAUAAUUUCCAGUCUUAAUUAAUUCGUCUGACCGUGUAGCUCUGUUGGUAGAGCGUCGAUCUAGUAAUUCGAAGGUCGCGGUUCAAGACCCAGCCGCGGCAGACAACAUCUUUCUGCUUGCGCUGGGUAUGGAAAUUAUAUAAUACACACUCUAGAACAUUUUCAUCUUAACAUAUUACGGAGUGUACAAUUACACAACUUAACAUAACACUUGCAGAACUAGUAUUGUUCGAUGCUGAAUAAAUAUAAACGAGUAUGCUUAUGACAUUCAGUAUAUAUUUCAUAAUUUCCAGUCUUAAAUCCGUCUGACCGUGUAGCUCAGUUGGUAGACCGUCGAUCUAGUAAUUCGAAGGUCGCGGGUUCAAGACCCAGCCGCGGCAGACAACAUCUUUCUGCUUGCACUGGGUAUGGAAAUUAUAUAAUACACACUCUAGAACAUUUUCAUCUUAAUAUAUAUAUAUAUAUAUAUAUAUAUAUAUAUAUAAGAUAUAUAUAUAUAUAUAUAUAUAUAUAUAUAUAUAUAUAUAUAUAUAUAUAUAUAUAUAAUAUAAAAUCUUAUCAUAUAUUUUUCGUCCAGAAAACAUCUGUUCAAGAGGCUCUAAAUCAAGCAGAUGAAGAAGGAGAAACUCCAAUUCAUCGUGCAGCUGUCAUUGCAAAUAUUGAGGUAUAAGCAGCGUAUUUAUACGCUCAAUUUAUAUUAAAUAUCUAAACUAUUUUCACUAUAAAAUAAGUUUUGCAUGGUGUUCCAUCUCUUCAAGUAGUAGCCUGUAUAGAUCAGCUUUUAAUUAUUUUCACAGCAUAAGGCUAAACGACAAAUCUCGACAAGUUUACCAGUGAUUGAUUUCUAUCAGUCAGUUGACAAUAGUAAUAAAUUUUUUACUCAUUUUCUACAGCCAUUUUCGUCCAAGCACAAACCGCAAACAUUUUCGCGCGUUUGUUUACGUUUGAAACGGGGCGUUUACCGUUGGAAACUGAAAUGUUUCACCGCUCAUGUGACGUGUCACAUUGAAAAGCCUUAAGCUAUUUUUGGCGCAACUGUCAUGUUUUGAUGUGCCUCCGUGCACGUUUCAAUAUGUCCAAGCCCAUGAUAAUACAUUUUAGUCACAAAAAGUAUGAAUAUAAACAAGUUUGGUCGCUCUUACAAUAUCGUGAGCUUGGAAAUACUGAAAAGUACACGAAAGCACAUCAAAACAUGAAAAAUAACUGAAUUAGGCUUUUCACUGUAACAUGUCGAAUGAGCAGUGAAACAUGUCCGUUUCCAACGGUAAACGCCCCGUUUCAAACGUAAACAAACGCGCGAAAAUGUUUGCGGUUUGUGCUUGGACGAAAAUGGCUGUAUUUAAUUUUUGUCCUACUGUGAAAUAUAGUACAUUUUUUAUUCUUAUUUAUUAUAUAAAGUAUAGUGCUUUAUAGAGAUUUCGAGCACUGAUAAAAGUGAUAAUCUCCCAUGUGAGAUUAUUCAUGAUAAUCUCACAUGUGAAAAUUAUUGCUUUUCAUUUAUCGCUUUUCGGCAAAAAUUAUCGCUUUUCAAAGACUGUCCUUUAUAUAAUAAACAGAUGCGCUCACUCGUGAGAUCUCAUGUUCAACACUCGAAAUAAAUCUGGUAUUUCCGCGCACCCACGGUAUUAUUCUCUAUAUAUAGAUUUCGUACUGAUUAAAAUCCUGUUUUUCAAAAGCCUAAAUAUGAUAUCAUAGUGCCUAUAUUUCCAACUAAAAGCUCAUGGGAGCAAAAUGUUUCUUAUUAUUUUCUAGUUUUUCAUGUAAUCUCUGAUGAGACAAUUAUAGUUGCAGCCAAUAAAUCGGUUUCUGAUUUUGCUUCAAAUUACAUAAAAAAUGUCUUCCAUGCACUCAUGACUAAAAAAUUCUCACAAAUGCAUGGCAACUAUUAUAUUGAAUAGAAGAUCGAUCAAGAAAUCCAUCCUUAUGCAGUUGCAGAUCCCAACCUUCACUUUGCAUAAUAUCUUUCUUUCCCAGUCAUUAGAAAUGCUUCAUGAAUAUGACAAUUCAUUAAUAAAGUUAAAAACGACGAUGGGAAAGAGAUCAGUCCUUCAUUCGGCUGUGAAAGGCAGAGCAGUGGUCGUUGUCAAGUUUGUUCUUAGUAAAGAUCCUGACUUGGUGAACACUGUGGACAGUAUGUUGCAAAGUCCUUUACAUUAUGCUGCCAGUCUAAAACAGUCCAAUGUUUUGGAAUGUUUAAUAUCUAAAGGAGGUGAUACAACAAUUAUGUAAGUUAUAUGGUAUAUACAUACCUGAACUUUAUUUGCUGUAUCUUGAUUGCCUGACACGUCUGAAGAAAUUAUUAAACUAUAUUUAUUUUGGUUAUAUCUGAAUCACUACUUAGACCCUAAUUAAUUCAAUCUUUGUACUAGAUAAACAUUUCAUCACGAUAUAUACAGUACAGUACUUGACCAAUAUACUGUAUACCGUAUUUUGGUAUACUCGGUGCUUAUACUGUCGCAAAAACCUCAAAUAUUUGACUAUUUCUUCUACACUGAUCACUACUUUAACGGGUUUUGCAAUGAAUAUCCACAAAUAAUUAUUGGGGCAACAGGUUUGUUAGGCCAUGAGUUCUCAUAUUUUUCCUAUAUCCAACUGAGUAUAAGUGAAUUACUUAAAUUUAUAGUCUGCGGAAUAUAACAAUGUCUUUGUUGCUCUUAUAGGGACGCGAAUGAUCAACUAGCACUCCAUAUAGCUGCAAGUAAAGGUUUAAAAAAUAACGUCACACUACUGUUAAGGGAAAAUCCAGAUUUUAUUAAUGUCAUCGAUAAAUCUCUUCGAUCAUCAUUAUUAUUGUCAGCUCAAAACAACUUCCCUACCACAGUCGCAUAUCUACUCUCUAAAAAUGCGGAUUGUGCGAUUCAAGAUAAACUUGAACUUACGGCAUUUGAUUGGGCUAUCUCAAGCGAUUCUCCAGAAGUUGUUCAGGUUUUCCUUGAUAAUAAAGUCUGGAAAGAGGUAAAAAUAAUACUUUUCUUUGCUUUCCUUCUUUGCAUGAUUUUUUCUUUUGUUUUCCUUUACGCGAAUCCAACCCCCCCCCCCACCCGCCUCCUCCCAUCACUGCAUCGCAAAGAACUCACUGGCCACGACUUAUUGGACGAAAUUCAGAUUCCUUUAAAUUUUUAGGUGGUAAGUGGGUCACAUCACGGCCCUGAAGGGUGUUUGAAACUAAUGAUUGAAACUAUGCCUGAAAUGGCGAAGAAGUUAUUAGACAAAUGUGAAACUACUGAAGGAUCUAAAGAAAGUCGUGAUUUUCAAGUCAUUUAUGAUUUCUUUUGCCUAGAAGAAAUAGGUA